Messenger RNA from Capsella rubella, 1771 nucleotides. RefSeq lists its product as uncharacterized. NCBI's taxonomy places the organism in Eukaryota, Viridiplantae, Streptophyta, Magnoliopsida, Brassicales, Brassicaceae. The transcript is spliced from 3 exons. Gene Ontology annotation, cellular component: transcription factor TFIID complex. The record is from RefSeq and is a predicted model, not a curated record. Bases 245 to 1486 code for a protein of 413 amino acids. Gene Ontology annotation, molecular function: protein heterodimerization activity.
UCAGUAGCUGCGCUUCAAUAAGUUUCUCAAAUCUCCCACUCCUUGUCUCUGGAUCGAAAAGGGUUUAGCAUUGGAGCUGGGUUUUGUUGAUUCGCAUUCGACCCUUCUCUCUAUUUCGCGUCUGGGUAGUUGGUACCCCACUCUCAAUUUCUCGCUAGGGUUUUUCUUCACCGCCGAUAGCUUUAGCUGCCCGAGUGUGUUGUCUGUUCUUCUUCCUCGGUUUAAAUCCUUGAGGGGUUUUACAAUGGAGUUAGCCUUUUCUUCGAGGGAUGCGUGUUGUGUUGUUUUUUCAUUCAAGAAAUGGUUAUGUUGGGUGAAGUUGCAAGAAAGAUUGAAUAUGAGCAAUGGAGGUGGGGAAGGUGGAAGUCAGCAAAGAGAAUUACAUGGUAAGAGAAAGAUUUCCCGAGGCAAUGAUUUCGCCUUUGCCAUAGCCAGAAUGGCUGUCGCUCAGAUUUGCGAGAGUGUUGAGGUUAAUUCCUAUCAGGAUUCACAGACACGGGAGGGCCUGAGGUUUAGUUCUUUUCAAGAAUCUGCUCUUGAAUCACUAACCGAUGUUGCCGUUCAGUAUAUCCAGAGCAUUGGCAAGACUGCUCACUUGUAUGCCAACUUAGCCGGUAGAGUAGAUGGUAAUUCUCUCGACAUUGUUCAAGCAUUAGAGGAUUUGGGAUCUGGUUUGGGAUUUGCUGGUGUUUCAGAUGAUAACCGUUGUCUUGCUGAUUCCGGUGUAGUCAAGGAUAUUAUUCGUUAUACUGGAGAAGCAGAGGAGAUGCCGUUUAUUUAUUCUCUUCCCCGCUUCCCAUUUAGUAAAGAGAAAAGACCUGCUCCUAGUCUCCCUGAGGUCCGAGGAGAACCUCCAGAUGAACACAUUCCUGUUUGGCUUCCUGCAUUUCCCGAUACCAAAUUGUGUGAUCAAUCAGUAGAAACUAAUGCAGGCACAAUCGUACAAGAGAUUCCAAUUAAAGAAAAUGGGACAUCUUUACGGAGUAUGCAACAUUCUUUUGAUGGUGCUAGGUUAGAAAUACUUAAAUCUCUAAAAGAUGCUCGAGACACAGCAGAAGCAGAAGUGGAAGGCAACCCCUUUCUAACUGUGCCUCUUCGAUUUGUGGAGAAGGAUGUGUCACCUUUUUUUCCUCCUUUGGAGCUUUCAAAUCAAGUUGUUAGAAUCAACCACGUUCCUGAUAAACAUAUGAGCAACAACCAUUACAUCCCUGUUCUAGAGGCAUCUGUUCCCUUAGAUGAAAUCAACAACAAGAACGGGUUAGCUGAUUCCGAGGAUGGAGGGAAGAAAGAAGGUGCAAGGAUACAGCCAACUCUGGUGCGCUUCAAGAUUGGGAAUAGAAAAAGACCUACGUCUUUGGCAAUAAGUCGGAGCUUCCAGGAAGAGGGUUGGUUUCAAGAAGGUGGUGACAAUAGGGAGAAAAAGUCAGAGAUUGAAGAUAAGCGCGGAAGAAUUGACUCACAAAUUGUCCACUCAGAUGUAAAAUAGAAGAAGAAGAAAAGAAGAAAUGGACAAGAAGAAGCCAACAUUAAGGACAAAUGAUAGCUUCUUGUAAAGUAAUGACCAGACAGCAGAUUAGGCUCCUCUGCGUAUUGCUUGGAGGCUACCUUGAAGAAGAAAGAAGAGAAGGGCAACAGAAAAAAAAAAAGUAUUGGUUUUUGGUGUUUGAGAAAGAGGUUUCUCUAUCUUUAAAGGCAAAGAUACAACUGUCAAAGGAGGCUUUGAAGCAUAUAUAAUGUAAUGCAUGUACAUGUGUUAACAUGUUAGAAUUAU